CCCAGGCCCGAUUCUCCUAUUCCGGGGAGUUCGGCUCAGCUGUGGGGACCUCGUUCUCUUACUCCGGAGACCACUUCUGGGGCCCCAUCACGGCCUUCCGGGUCUGGGAACACCCCAGCAGCUACAUCAAAGCCCUCCAGUUCCAAUUUGCUGGCACAUGGAGCAAAACUUAUGGCUAUGAGCAAGGCACACAUCACGAGGUGAUCCUGUUCCCAGGAGAGGAAAUCACACAGAUCUCUGGGAAACACUCCACCUACGUCUACCAGCUCAUCUUCUUCACCAACUACAGACGCACCUUCUUCUUCGGCCAGCCAGCCGGGGAGAGCUUCAACGCCGUCCCUCUGGAGCAGGGCAACGUCCUGGCCUUCAUCACCGGCCACCACAAUGGGGCGGGCAUCACGGGCAUCGGGAUGCACUGGGACCAGUCCAUCUUGCCGGCAUUAAAAUCCUAUCCCCAGAUCCCAGAG
Messenger RNA from Terrapene triunguis (Three-toed box turtle), 467 nucleotides. Its product is annotated as zymogen granule membrane protein 16-like. The transcript has 2 exons. Lineage: Eukaryota; Metazoa; Chordata; Testudines; Emydidae. The record is from RefSeq and is a predicted model, not a curated record. The annotation marks the transcript as partial.